Messenger RNA from Encephalitozoon romaleae SJ-2008, 417 nucleotides. RefSeq names its product GTP cyclohydrolase I. NCBI's taxonomy places the organism in Eukaryota, Fungi, Microsporidia, Unikaryonidae. The record is from RefSeq and is a predicted model, not a curated record. The coding region runs from base 1 to 417 and encodes 138 amino acids. The transcript has a single exon.
AUGCAAGCAUUUUCAUCGCUUUCAAGAACAAAGAGCCCUUGUCAGAAAAGGAAAAAGCUAGAUGAUCGAAUGGGCCUCAAAGGCUUAUGGUGCCUUCAUGGAGGCUCUUGGGAUCGAUUACAAGAGUGCCUGCACACCGUGGACACGCCACUCAGAGUUUCCAGGCUAUGGGUCAGCGACAUUGCAGCCUCCUUCUAUGCGCCUCCUCCACGGAUCACCACCUUCGAUAACACCCGGGGCUAUGGGGAUCUACUUUUCCGUGGCCCAAUCCCCAUCAAGUCGAUCUGCUCCCACCACCACUCUCCUUUUGUGGGGGAAGCUUACAUAGCGUACAUUCCGCAGAGGGAGGGGAGGACAGUCGGCCUGAGCAAUCUGAACCGCAUUGCAAAGUUCUACUCCCGAAUGCCUCAGUUGUAA